AGAACAUGGCCACCAAGUCUAGCGACCCUCGUCGUCUUCUUAUCCAGUACUGAUUGGUGGUUGCCCGUGAAGAGAGCAGUGCGGGCACCGCUCCGGCGUCGCAAGCUUGUGUGGCUCGUGUUUGGGACUCUUUUCCGUUUCGUUUUCCCCUCUCUCGCGAAGUGACUCGUGAUUCGUGAAUUUCGAGACGUAUUAUGGGAAAAGAAAGAGUCGUCAGCCUGUGGUCGUUUGAAACCCCGAAUAAAUAAAUACGACUUCGGGAAGAUAUCUAACUAGCGAAAGCAUUCGCGCUAGAUUAUCAUUGUUCAGCGUACAAUAUUCGAUCACAUUAUUAUGACCGUUAGUGGGAUUCGAUCAGAUGUGAUUCGUACGUCGUAAUACACUUUUUAAAAUGUAAAAAUCUCGUACACGUGUAUAAAUAAUGCUCAGAUGUUCAGCUGCACUGACGAAUUGUUUUUGUGUGGUGUUCUCGUUUUCUAUGACCCUAAGUCAUGUGAUUCCAAAUCCUCAUGUCAGGAAAAUUAGGGAAAAACAUCCGGUUCACAUGUAGUAUCAUAGUGGUCUCUUGGUGAGCGAGACACGCGAACUGAUGCAACUGACAGAUGAAGGGGACAUCGAGUUACGGCUGUAAUUAACUCUUUCCUGGUCUUUGACAAAGAACUGUUUGUUGUGUGCUUUGCCGUGAGUGAAUUUCAUUCCCUGAUAUGAAGGUGAUUUGCAUCUUGCUACUUGGGUGAAUGAGUGACCGCAGAAGAAAUUAACAUUAUUUCGACACAGCGCUGUGUUGACAUCUACUAAAAAAAUACUAAUCGAGAGAUUCAGCUGAAUAGAUUUAUAGUGAAGAUAACUGACGUUAAUUAUCCCAUGUUUAGAGAAGGGGGCGCUUACGAAAACCGCAGCUAUAUUUCGAGUAAAAACGCAAAUACAUAUACAAAAGCUGCUGAUUUACAUAUUUAUGGAACAUAUUUUGACAGCCAUAGAUUACAAAAAGAUUUCUCCGAGAACCGAACAAUCUACGAAGCUUUGAGCGGGAAAGAAAUGGAUAAACUUCUCAGCAGCUGUGGCAUAUACCUCAAGCACUUGAAGAUUUCGUAGACUCCCGCAAAACACUGAAAACACCACCACAAUGCUUUCUACGCAGACCACAGAGACCACCGUGUCUCCAGAAAUUCCAGAGAGCCCCGUGCUGGAUUUGAUGGCUCCGAUGUGCAAGGGCGUCCCGUCAGCGAACGCCACCGCUACAAUGGGGCCUAUUUUGACCACCAUAGCCACGGUCCUGUCGACGACAGCCGGAGGACCACCCGAGGUCGUUUGCGAAGGGGCCGCUAAUUGUACAGACAUCACAGAGCACCGCGGUGCGACCAUUGUGUCGCCGAUAUUGCUGGGUCUCACAGGGACAGUUGGUCAGUUAUGGGCCCUUGUGUACCUGCAUUGCAGCACCAGAAGACAGAACCAGAGAACUGUGUUCUACCUCCUGCUCUGCAUCCUCAUUUGGACGGACUUCUUCGGAAAGAUACUGACGACGCCGGCUGCCAUCAUCUCUUACAGCCAAAAAAAAUGGCAGGGAGGGAAACCCAUGUGCAACUUUCACGGGUUCAGCAUGGUGUUCAUAUCCAUCCUGACGCACUUCACGGUGUCGGCAAUGGCCGUGGAGAGGUACUUGGGCAUCUGCCACGGGUACUUCUACAGCAGAAACGUCACGCCCUCGAGAUGCAAAAUGUUCUUCUGCGGGAUCUGGAUCUUCUGCUUCAUGGUGGCCGUGUUGCCCCUCUUCAGCGUCGGGCAGUUCUACCUGCAGUACCCAGGGACGUGGUGCUUCACCAACAUCCACCUGUGCGACGAGACGCCCCUCCUGCAGAAGGUCUUCACCACCACCGUAGGGGUCAUGAACGUCUGCAACCUCAUCGUCAUCGUCGUGUGCAACGUCUUCGUCGUAGGAUCGCUCCUGAAGAUGAGGAUCACUCCGCACUCGGCCUUCGAGCACGGCCAGCCCCACCGGAGCCGGAAGAAGAACGAGCAGGAACUCCAGAUGGUCAUCGUUCUCAUCGUCAUCACCUGCAUCUUCGUCGUCUCGUGGGCGCCCCUCGAUGCUAUUCUGGUGGGGAAUCGGGCGUGGCCGCCUCACGACGUGGAGGACCAUUACAUCGAAUUAGUGGCCAUUCGUCUGUGCUCUCUCAAUCAGAUUGUCGAUCCUUUCGCUUACAUCAUCUGCAGAGUGGUUUUCAGAUCUCGUUUCUGGAGCUGCUGUCGACGAGCCAUCAUCGGACGCGGAUGGUCCAGGAGAGGAGACGGUGGUUCACAUUUCCAGAUCUCUUCUUUGCUCCCUAACCGCAAGUUCUCACGGACACAGAGUCCUCCCAAGGAUCACAUUGCCACUGUCAAAGAAGUAAACCAAGAAUUUCGGGAAGAGGCAGCAGUUCGCCCUGAGGCAGAGAAGACAACGCGAGCGCCCUCUGUCCACAAGUCGUACUACAGUGAUUCAGGUACGGGGUCUUAUUCAGGUGUGGAGACUCCACUUGUAGAUAAAGUGGAGGAACCUUCCUUCUCAAUGGAAGCUCUACAAGAGGCAAAGGGUUCUGUCCUCCAACACUCUUUAGCCAAGAGUCUAUCUGUCGCCAUACCAAUUCCACUCUUUACCAGUGAGCAGUAUCGCGUAGCUGAGCUUGGCAGAGAAGGCGAUGGCACAAACAGGGAUGUGUACUACCUUGUUGAUGCAUCCCACAGUCCUAUAGGUCAAAGGAUCUCCAAUCCAGAUGACAUGUGCCAGAACUGGUCAAGUGCUUCACGAGGGAAUAACAAUGAAGUUUCCUUCAUUACUGUAACUGAUUGUGACGAUGCAGGCGUAUACAGAAGCAAUUCUUGGAGUUGCCAGAGUAUAAAGCCUCCACAACCACAGUACAGAACACAGAGUACUCAGACUCUUUCCACUGGUCAUGGCAGCUACCCAUAUGAAGCAAACAUAUUUACCAAGCCAUCUGAAACGCAAAGAGAUGAGUUGCAUGGUCUGCAGGAAGUGAAUGGAAACAACCAAACUCCAAACAUCAGCUUAGGCUCUGGGAACUCAGUAGAACUUAACGGCAAUGUCAACAGAUUCUCGUCACUGACUGUGUGUCAAGCUCACAGUUCGGAGGAGAUUCCAAAAGAGGGGUCCGUCAGUGCGUCCAAGAGACCGCUUUCUGCAUGCUUGUCAGAUACUAGCAUGGAUGUUUUGGAAAGAAAUUCAAAAUUCACGAAGAGCUAAGCUUCAAAAUGUAAUGCCUGAGUACUUUUCAGGCUAUUUCUUGUUUUGGAAUAUUAUGAACUGUGUAACAACUAAGUGUUGUAUUGUCUCCAUAACAAUGUUGAGGACGUGCAUGCAGAAUUCUUUUCUUUUACAAGAAGUAUAUUUUUGCAUUUGACUGAAACAGGUCCAUUGACUCGACUGUGAAAUUCUUCCGUGUGUACUUUACGUAUGGCAGAUUUCACUUGAUGAUUUAGAGAAAGGUUUUUGAAAAACGUUCAGUGAUUGCAUGAUUAUCAAAAUCGUAUUUACCGGUAUAUGUGCUGUAUACGUAAACCCACGUGCAUGUAACGCUUUGCGCAUGCGCGCCUAAAUGUUACGAGUACAACAGCUGCUUUCACGUUGGUGCUACCUGAAAACUUUCUCGUGUUGCCAGACUGUCUUCUGAUUUCACCAGAAACUGCCCCGUUGUCGCAGUGUUUCUUUGCUGCUUCGUCUAGUCAUAGGAUGUAAGAGAUAUUUUUCUUAUCAAAAUACUGAAUUACCAUGACCAUAUGUAUUAUAUCAGGUAUACGCAUUUAGGUUUAACUUGCAGAAUGAGAGUUCAAAACAGAUUAUAUUUAAAGGACUUUAAUUUUUUCAUGACAUUCAUGAGUUAGUAGGAAUGAAGUAAGUUACUUAUUACUUUGUGCAAAGUGGUUAAUUACUUAGAUGCAAAUGUUAUUCAACAUUGAUUCAUUACUUUUAUAAUUUUAUUUUUCGAAAAGACGGUUAUUAAUGGUUGGUUGCAGCUAUUCAGUAGCUUCAAGUUAUCUGUACCUCUUAAGUUUAACGGAAUAAUUCAAAGCCGAUUCGUUAUUCCGAAAUAUUAGAUGUAUCAAUGUUCUUAGUCACAAAGAGAGAUUGGAUGUCUACAGGCUGAUGAAAGUAAGAUAAAACUGGAAAUUUCAUCAGUUUCAGUUCAUCUUUUGAAGUGUUCUUUUAACAGGCAGAAAAUGCAAUUAGGAAGUCACGAGACAUUUUGAAGAUUUGUGAAGAAACCAACAAAACAUGAUUGGUAAGAGAUCGACAGAUAAUUUUCUGAAAUUUUUCAUAUUUUUCGAAAGUGCCUUUUUGAUUCUUUGUGCUUUUUUAAUCUUUAAAGUUUUCCUGUACCAAAACCCCCGAAUAAAUAAAUAUGAGUGUGAUGACGAUUCCCUCCGUGGAUUAGAAUAGUUCUGUGAAACGUAAGAUCGUCAGUGAAAAAGACUUUGCCAUAAGAGACAUACGCCAGUAGUUUGAUUUCAUUCUGAGCCCCUUAGCUGUAAGAUAAAUAGAUGUCCAAAGGCAGGCUUUUGUUGUUGUUGUUGUUCUUGUUGCUGUCUGUUAUCAUAUCUGUUAUUAUACUUCUAUGUUGUUAUUUGGCAUAUUGCUUCUAAUCAAUUACAACAUACAUUCCGCUCUACGUGUCUGUAAUGACUUUGGAAAUGAUUCUGUUGAAGUUUUGUCAAUUUAUUUCCAGCUUUCUAUUGACUCAAUAGAUUUUAUCAUGAUGUGUUCAAUAUUUCUAAAAGAUUACGUGUAUAAAAUCAAAUGUUUAUAACCGUGAUUCAUCAAAUUUCUAUGUGCUAUGUGAUAUUAUAAAUGUUUACAUGAUUA
Macrobrachium nipponense is the source of this 4858-nucleotide messenger RNA. RefSeq names its product prostaglandin E2 receptor EP3 subtype-like. NCBI's taxonomy places the organism in Eukaryota, Metazoa, Arthropoda, Malacostraca, Decapoda, Palaemonidae. The record is from RefSeq and is a predicted model, not a curated record. Gene Ontology annotation, molecular function: G protein-coupled receptor activity. Gene Ontology annotation, biological process: inflammatory response; positive regulation of cytosolic calcium ion concentration; adenylate cyclase-activating G protein-coupled receptor signaling pathway. Bases 1127 to 3241 code for a protein of 704 amino acids. The transcript is spliced from 11 exons. Gene Ontology annotation, cellular component: plasma membrane.